AUGAAGGCUGAAAAGUCCCAUGAUCAGCCAUUUGCAAGAUGGAGACCCAGGAAAUCUGGUGGUGUACUUAAUGCAACAGAGGUCUUCCAACGCUUCCUGACGUCACAGGUGUCAAUAGAGAAAUCCAUCCUGCAGGCAGAUAAAGCCCUGACCCAAGGGGAGAAGGCCAUAGCAGAGGAGCGGGCUAAGAAGGAGCAAGCUGAGAAGGAACAGGAGUGGCUAAGACAGAAGCACAAGGAGCAGCAGCAGCAGAUUGAGGUGCAAAAUAGGAGUCUGGAGGAAAACAUAGUCCAACUGAGAAAGAAGCUGGAGAAGGACAGAGACAAGGCUCUGAGAGAACAGACAAGGAUACUGGAACACAAGCUGAAGAUCCAAGAGGAAUUGCUUAACGAAGGAUUCAGGAAGAAAUCUGAUGAGAUGGAGGCAGAGAUAAAUCGUCUGAAAAAUUUGAUUGAAAGUACUAAAAAGGAUAAAACUCCCUGGAUUGCACGGGCUCUGGACACACUUGCUGAUGAACUCUCUGCAAUCCUAGCUAUCCCUGGUAAACUAAUUGGCAAGGGUCUGAAUGCUUUGAGCUCACUGUGUAAAUAAGAUUAGUUUUCUUUAAAGAAAAUUAUAGAAUGUGCAUAUAUGCUCUGCCCUAUUUUUAGUGUGUAUGGUUUUUAAUUUUACUCACAAAAGUUUUAAACAUAAAAAGUGCCUACUAGAGGAUUUUAGUGCCUGACAUACAUUGAU
This is a messenger RNA of Myotis lucifugus (little brown bat), 735 nucleotides long. RefSeq names its product guanylate-binding protein 6-like. The transcript has 4 exons. NCBI's taxonomy places the organism in Eukaryota, Metazoa, Chordata, Mammalia, Chiroptera, Vespertilionidae. Gene Ontology annotation, biological process: defense response to protozoan; defense response to Gram-positive bacterium. The record is from RefSeq and is a predicted model, not a curated record. Bases 1 to 591 code for a protein of 196 amino acids. Gene Ontology annotation, molecular function: GTPase activity; GTP binding.